Molecule: messenger RNA, 2995 nt
Organism: Cuculus canorus (common cuckoo)
Lineage: Eukaryota; Metazoa; Chordata; Aves; Cuculiformes; Cuculidae
Gene: SCO1
Product: protein SCO1 homolog, mitochondrial
Exons: 6
Coding region: 1-807 (268 amino acids)
Biological process (GO): mitochondrial respiratory chain complex IV assembly; intracellular copper ion homeostasis
Cellular component (GO): mitochondrial inner membrane
Molecular function (GO): copper ion binding; copper chaperone activity
Source: RefSeq, a predicted model, not a curated record
AUGGCGGCGGCGGCGCUUUGCUGCUGGCCGGGGGUGCUUUUAUGGCGGCUGCCGGGAGCGGGCAAGGCCGUCCGAGCCCUCAACGGCCGCCUUCCGCGGCCGUUGAGGGCCCGGACGGCCUUGCCCGCGCCCGGCAGCCGCUUUCUGUCCCGCUCGACGCAGCCGGGCUCGCAAAAGAAGCUCGUGUCGUGGCGCUCUCUCGCCGUCACCUUCGUGCUGUGCGGUGGGAUGUUGGCGGGCAUGAAGGCGGUGAAGCGGAGGAAGGAGGAGGAGCUGGAGAAGGAGCGAAACCGAGGCAUUGGGAAACCACUGCUAGGGGGACCCUUCUCACUUGUCAACCACAAGGGACAGCCCAGGACCAGCAAGGAUUACAUCGGGCAAUGGGUGCUGAUCUACUUCGGCUUCACGCACUGCCCCGACAUCUGUCCUGAUGAACUGGAGAAGAUGAUUGAAGUGGUAGAUGAAAUUGAUAGAAUUCCAUCUUUGCCUAAUCUGACCCCACUCUUCAUCACCAUUGACCCUGAGAGGGACACUGAAGAAGCCAUUGCCAGAUACGUUAAAGAGUUUUCUCCAAAACUGAUUGGAUUGACUGGUACCAAAGCACAGAUUGACCAAGUGGCCAAAGCUUACCGUGUGUAUUACAGCGAAGGUCCCAAAGAUGAAGACGACGAUUACAUAGUGGAUCACACGAUAAUAAUGUACCUCCUCGGGCCAGAUGGUGACUUUGUGGACUAUUAUGGCCAGAAUAAGAGAAGCACCGAGAUUUCUGCUUCUAUUGCUGCACACAUGAGAAAAUAUAAAUCCUAAACCACAAGGUCUUCAAAGAUAGAUGUGAACAUCACCUGCAGGCGUGGCUGUACCCGGGCAGUGGAGUUAAAGCAGAAGCCAUACAAGUUUAACAUCUGGUCACCACGCGCCUUCUUCUUUCUAAACAAGAGCGAUAUUUCUGCAAAAUGUCAUUGUCAGAAUUCUCCAUUGAGCCUUCCCUGUUGAUAUUUUUUUGCAGGAAGAUCUAAGAUACUGAAUGAAAUUUGGGACUUCUCUGAAAUAUUACUUUUCGUUUGGGAAGAUGAUAUGUAUUGCUGGUAAAAUUAAUUGGUAUUGCUUGGCAGGACAUCAGUGAAGGACAGUAACUGCAGAGGGGUACUGGGUGAAAAGACGUGUAGGCUGUGGCGUUCUCUUUUUUUUUUUUUCUUGCACUGAUUUGCCUUCAGGGAGAGACAUUUACAAUAUUUACUUAAAUAUUAUACUUGGGAGAGCCUUAAGAGUACUUUUAUUGAGGUUAAGAAGGUGAAGAGCACUGAAAGCAUGAGCAGCUUCCAUGCAUGGGACCAGCCUUGUGGUGUGCCUGAUCUCUUCAUUGAAAUGCAGAAAUGAAAUGUUUUUUUUUCUUGCUGAAUUUUCCAGGUGAACGCGCUUAAUUUAUAAGGAAUUGAGUAAUCAGUUGCAAGUAGAUUUUAAUUCUGGUCUGAGUGAUUUUAUCCAUAGUUGGCCUGAUUGCACUACGCUGAGCAGUGAAGUAGGGAGGCUGAAGGGGGUCUGUGUCCGUGAGCAGGGUGGUCAGUCGGAUCAAUUCUAUGCAGUGCAGCAUUUGAAAAUAAAGAUAUAAGUGGUAUAUAUGUUUUUUUUCCCCUUACUUUUGGGUAGAGUAUCAUCAGGAGUUUUAUACUGGUCGAGCUUCAUAUCCUUGCUCAGUUUUAUCUCUUUUGAAAGUAGCGUUUAUCCAGAGUUGUGAACCACAAGCUGUGUUUGCCUUCUGAAAGUGGCUGGGCCCCAGGGGAUGGCUCGCAGGAGCCAAACCAGGGAAGUCCUGGGUGUGUUCCCAGAGUGUUUCAAACUGAACACCAGUACUCUGCUGGUAGCACUGUCUUUCUUCUGGGUGUGGAGGGCUUAGAAGAGAAAGUUCCUCUCUGAAGAAAGGUGCACCCUUUAUGGUAAAUUUCCAUCUUUCCAACAUCCUGAAAACCAGUAAACUUAAACUGUUCCAGAGCUGUUACAAAACACAAGGCAGCGUAGAUCCGCUUUGCCCACCCUGUGCUACUGUGAGCUCCUUAGGUCAUCAGGAAGGCUGCUGUGGUGCCCAAGACUGUGUUCUUCUGACAGAGAUCUGUUAAGGAAGGAUAAUUCCUGCAGUUCCAUGAUAUGGUUUUGUUUCCUCUCAAAUCCUGGAUUGUUAGAAGGGAUGGUUUUUUUUUUGCAUUUUAAAAGACCAGCAAGACUUUUUCUGUAUCAGUUUACUGUGGGAGUUUUAAGAAAUGUCUUGGUAGAAUCAAACUCAGCAGCUGACAAGGAAGUUGUUUUUUUUUUUUUUUCCCCUCCUUGUGCUCGCUGGCUUGAUUGCAGGAGGCAAGAGGAGUGGCUUCCAAAGGAAACAUUACGCUUUUAAGUCUUCUAUGGAUUAGAGACGGUGUCAAAUCCAAGGUGCCGUCAAUAGGAGUGUCAGUGAUAAGUGGCGCUCUGACAAUAAUGAUAGUUUUUACUGAAUGUUUUUCUUCUGAACUUAGUAAAACCUAUGGAGAAAGCAAACCUUCAUCUUGGCUGAUGUCUCUUGAGAGGGUAUGGAAGCCAGCCUGAUCAUCAGCCCACAGUCAUCGGGGCAAAAUCCAAAUCAGGUUUUAAGUUUUCCGUGUCACAUGGGUACUGCCAGUGUGAAAAUACUGUGUGCCUGCCACGAUAGUCAAAAGGACUCAGUCCAAAUCCAGUUUUGAUCUUGAGGAGAAUUGGCUGGGAUCAAAUGGCCUGUGACAUGGGAAUUUAUCUGCCCCCAAGCUCCGAAAUCACGUGCGCUGCAGCUGACAAGCUCGCUUGUGCCCAAAAGAAGCAAGCGCAGCAGAGAGAAUGUGGUUCCCUGGCCCAAUCCAGCCACUGUCUCAUCCUUUGUGUCCACUUCAAAGAAACUUGUGACCGGGAGCUGCUUGUCAGCCCUCCUCUCUGCUUGUGUGAAGGUUGAGCUGUGCCCCAGCACAGGGCUAGACGCUUUGAGAGCGCAUCUCCU